Molecule: messenger RNA, 551 nt
Organism: Anarrhichthys ocellatus (wolf-eel)
Lineage: Eukaryota; Metazoa; Chordata; Actinopteri; Perciformes; Anarhichadidae
Product: NAD(P)H dehydrogenase [quinone] 1-like
Exons: 5
Cellular component (GO): cytosol
Molecular function (GO): NAD(P)H dehydrogenase (quinone) activity
Source: RefSeq, a predicted model, not a curated record
CACAGCAGCUAGCUGUAAAGUUGCAGCUGACAUCUGUAUUCAGAAUGGCUGCGAAGAAAGUGUUUAUCGUGUAUGCCCACCAGAGCACUGGCUCGUUCAAUGCUGCAGCCAAAGAUGCUGCUGUGGAAGUUUUAGCAGGUCAGGGCUGCACAGUUGAAGGAUCGGACCUGUACGCCAUGAAGUUUAAAGCCACUGCUACUGCUGAGGACAUCAUCGGAGAAGUCAAGAAUGCCGAUCACUUCCGUUAUGCAGAGGAGAUCAAACUGGCAAGGGAGGAAGGAAGACUGUGCUGAAAUCACUGAGGAACAAGCAAACUCACUGAGGCGGACCUCAUCAUCUUUCAGUUCCCCAUGUACUGGUUCACUGUUCCUGCCAUCAUGAAGGGCUGGAUCGAGCGGGUGCUCACACUGGGCUAUGCCUACUCUCAAGAAAAGGGAUACAGCCAGGGAAUCUUCAAGGACAAGAAAGCAAUGCUGUCCUUCACCACUGGGUCUCAUGAGUCCAUGUUUAGUGCAGAUGGUAUUAAUGGAGACAUGAAUGUCACACUGUGG